GUGCGCGGGUGGCCGUUUUUUUCUCCUCGUCACGCACGGAAGAGGCAGGGGAGCCCUCUUGACUGGGCAGGUGAAAAGCAAAGUGGGGCGCCCCUCCCCUUCCGUCUCUCUGGGAUCUUGGGGUUCAGCCUUAAGUUUGUUGUGACGCCUCUGUUAGCUAUGGAGAUUGAGGGACAGCCAUCCGCGAGCUUCCCGGGGCAACCGAAAUGAAGUGAGAGAAGAGGAUUCCCUUCGUGGGCACCGCCGAGCCUGAAAUACAGCUGACUGAGCAACAGACACAGAUCAUAAUCCAGCUUCUGAAUGAAUAAGUGGUAUCUGAUAAGAAUCUCCCUUUCUCAUUAAGGAAGAAUACUACAACAGGAAUUUGCAGUGUAUUAACUCCAAGUCUUAAUAACAUAUUGGGACAUUAUUAUGAGAACAUUUUUUCAUACCCUGCUGAUUGUCUUACAUAUUGUAUAAUUGCUAAUAUAUUCAUUCAGAAUGUGAAUUGAUGGAAGAUGUUUUGUUAAACAUGUGUGAAGGUAAUUCAUUUCAUGUUCGUUACAGAAUGGAAGCAUCAUGCCUGGAGCUUGCCUUGGAAGGGGAGCGGUUAUGUAAAGCAGGAGAUUGUCGAGCUGGAGUAUCUUUCUUUGAAGCUGCAGUUCAGGUUGGAACAGAAGACUUAAAAACACUCAGUGCUAUUUAUAGCCAGUUGGGCAAUGCCUAUUUCUACUUGCAUGAAUACGCAAAAGCUUUGGAGUAUCAUCAUCAUGAUUUAACUCUUGCAAGAACAAUUGGGGAUCAGCUAGGAGAAGCUAAAGCUAGUGGCAACUUGGGAAAUACCUUAAAGGUCCUUGGGAAUUUUGAAGAAGCAAUUGUCUGCUGUCAGAGGCACCUUGAUAUUUCAAGAGAUCUAAGCGAUAAGGUGGGAGAAGCAAGAGCUCUGUAUAAUCUUGGAAAUGUGUAUCACUCCAAGGGUAAAAGUGUUGCCUGUGCAGGUACCCAUGAUCCAGGGGAAUUUCCAGAUGAUGUUAAAACUGCAUUGCGGAAAGCUGCAGAUUAUUAUGAGGAAAACUUGACAAUUGUAACAGAGUUGGGGGACAGAGCUGCCCAAGGACGUGCCUAUGGAAACUUGGGGAAUACGCAUUAUCUUCUGGGCAACUUCCGAAGUGCUGUUACUGCCCAUGAACAGCGCCUCCUAAUUGCAAAAGAAUUUGGUGAUAGAGCUGCAGAAAGAAGAGCCUACAGUAAUCUUGGAAAUGCCUAUAUUUUCCUUGGAGAAUUUGAAACUGCUGCUGAAUACUACAAGAAGACAUUGCAGCUUGCAAGGCAGCUUAAAGAUAGGGCUGUAGAAGCACAGGCAUGUUACAGCCUUGGAAAUACAUAUACCUUACUUCAGGACUAUGAGAAGGCCAUAGAUUAUCAUCUGAAACACUUAGCGAUUGCUGAAGAACUAAAUGAUAGAAUUGGUGAAGGAAGAGCAUGCUGGAGUUUAGGGAAUGCAUGCACAGCUUUGGGGAACCAUGAUCAAGCUAUGCAUUAUGCAGAAAAACAUUUAGAUAUUUCAAGAGAGGUUGGAGAUAAGACUGGAGAAUUAACAGCUAAACUUAAUCUCUCAGACCUUCAAAUGGUACUUGGUCUUAGUUUCAGCACAAACAACUCAAUGAUGACUGAAAAUCAGAUUCCAGAUUAUAACUUGAAUGGCACUAGACAGAGGAUAGGACGUCGCCAUAGUAUGGAAAAGAUGGAACUUAUGAAAUUAACACCCGAGAAGGUUCAGGAUUGGAACAGUGAAAUUCUAGCCAAACAGAAACCAUUGGUUCCCAAACCUUCAGCAAAACUACACUUUGUAAAUCGAUUAAAAGGCAAAAAAUACAAAAACAUUACUUCUUCUAAAGUUCUUCAGGAUGCUAGUAAUUCUAUUGACCAUCGGCUAAAUUCACAGAAGAAAAGCAGCUUAGAUGUCCCUGGAGAUGAAGGUUUUUUUGACUUGUUGAGCCGAUUUCAGAGCAACCGUAUGGAUGAUCAGCGAUACUGUUUCCAGGACAGGAACCGACUGACAGUGACAGCUUCUUCCACACCAUCUAGAAUUAUGAAAAAAUCCUUUUCUGCUUCAGUGCUCUCUCCCCAUACAGAUGAUUUUUUAGAUAUGCUUGCUAGUUCUCAGAGUAGACGUUUAGAUGAUCAGCGAGCGAGUGCCAGCAAUUUACCUGGAUUUCGUCUUAAUCAGCAUAAUAGUCAGUCAGUCCUUGGUCACCUGAUGGCCUGCAACAACAGUGAACCAGAUGAUGACUUCUUUGAUAUAUUAAUAAAAUGCCAGGGUUCUAGAUUAGAUGACCAGAGAUGUGAACCACCACCAAACAUUCCAAAAGGGCCAACUGUUCCUGAUGAAGAUUUCUUCAGCCUUAUUUUAAGAUCACAGGAGAAGAGAAUCGAUGAACAGAGAGUCUUUCCACCCUCUAGUGUGAAGAGGCCAAAUUCUACAUAAUGGACUUAAAAUCAUGUGAAAGUACAAGGGAUUAUUAUGUAAUGCUGCAGCAAAUAUUUUACAUAUAAUGCCUUCAGGGGAAAAAUAUACAUUGAAAAUGUUCAGAGUUUACUAUGUACAGUAUGGUACAGUCAUUACUACCACUGCUUCAAAUCAGAUAUUGAAUACUGGUUGUAGAAAGUCAGCUGUAUAGUACUUUGCUUCCAUACUGUCUCCCUUUCUCUUCAUCUGUCUUUCUGUAGAUAUGCUGUUUUCCUUCAUUGAUGGUGACUGUGUUUAAGGUACUUUUGUCACAAGCUUAGGACAAAUUUUCCUGCUGAAAUAUGUAAACUGUAGAAAUAAAUUCAAGUUUUUUCCUAACUUUUACAUAUUACAGGAAGUUAUAAAAUGAGUGGUAUUAUGAUGGAUUUUCUUUAAAAAACAAAAAAAACAAGAAUAAAUCUUUUAAUACUGUUGUAUUUUUUAAAAUCUUUUUAUCUAUCAAUAAGUAUUAAGCUGAUGCAGAGAGAAAGCAGCCGAUUCAGUUUAGGCUAUGAACAAAGCACCUGAAGGCUUCAUCACCACCCCUCAUUGAGCUUUUUUUAAAAUAUAAUUUUUAUUAAGAAUUUUGAAUACAAUAGUAAAAACUAAUACAAACUAAACUUAAAGAGAACAGAAAAACGAAUAAUGCAGGAAAAAAAGAAAUGAAAAAAUUAUAAUAAAAAGAAAAAUAUAUAAAGAAGUGGCUUCCAACCUUCAUCACAAGUAUAAAUAAAUUUAAUGACUCUUCACCCCCUUUAAGGUUACAAACAGAAAUCUCUUUGUCCCAUAUCCCAUCCCUUACCUAUAAGCAAAGCCCUAACACACCAAUUUUUCAAUCCUCGUGGCAGCAAAAAGUCCAUAAAGGGUUGCCAGAAUUUUGCAAAAAAAAAAAAAAAAAAAAGGUCUUAUUUUAAUCUUGAUCAAAUAAGCCAAUUUUACAUUCCUUCCUCCUACUUCUAACAGUCUUAAUCUUUAAUUCAAUCAAAUAUUAUAGGAUUUGAUUUCAAUUCUCCUUUAUCCCAUCACACAGAUUUUUUCAAAGCUUUAACAGCUUUAGCCUCUUUUGUAGAUCUAAUAAAAUAUUUUCCAAGUUAUUAUCUUGGUUUAUCAUUUGUAUUUCCCUUUUAAUUUUUAAAACUUCAGCCAGUUUCUUUUGUGUAUUCAGUAAAGUGUCCUUUUCCAAAUCA
Molecule: messenger RNA, 3675 nt
Organism: Candoia aspera
Lineage: Eukaryota; Metazoa; Chordata; Lepidosauria; Squamata; Candoiidae
Gene: GPSM2
Product: G protein signaling modulator 2
Exons: 15
Coding region: 491-2467 (658 amino acids)
Biological process (GO): establishment of mitotic spindle orientation
Cellular component (GO): cell cortex
Molecular function (GO): G-protein alpha-subunit binding; GDP-dissociation inhibitor activity
Source: RefSeq, a predicted model, not a curated record